Messenger RNA from Staurois parvus, 1244 nucleotides. The record is from the annotation of a GenBank genome assembly. NCBI's taxonomy places the organism in Eukaryota, Metazoa, Chordata, Amphibia, Anura, Ranidae.
AUGAGCAACCGGCUGUGUGUGCUGCUCUUCUGCCUGCUCCUGGCUGCUCGCAGCUCUGCACAGCAGCCCAGUGAAAGGCAUCAUUUUACCUGUGGUGGAAAUCUAACUGGAGAAAAAGUGGACUCCUGGGAAGUGAAGGGUUUCCUGGAGUUUACCCACCUAAUAGCAAGUGUACAUGGAGGAUUACGGUUCCAGAGGGUAAAGUGGUUGUCUUGACAUUCCGUUUCAUUGACUUGGAAAGUGACAAUCUCUGCAGAUAUGACUUUGUGGAUGUUUACAGUGGUCAUUCAAAUGGACAGCGCAUUGGGCGAUUCUGUGGUACUUUUAGACCCGGAGCUCUUGUAUCCAGCAGCAACAAGAUGUUGGUCCAAAUGGUGUCAGAUGCCAACACAGCAGGGAAUGGUUUCAUAGCAAUGUUCUCAGCAGCAGAACCCAAUGAAAGAGGGGAUCAGUACUGUGGAGGAAGGCUGGACAAACCUAUUGGAACUUUCAAAACUCCAAACUGGCCUGAUAGAGACUACCCAGCUGGUGUCACAUGUUCCUGGCAUAUUGUUGCACCUAAACAUCAGGUUAUAGAAUUAAAGUUUGAGAAGUUUGAUGUGGAAAGAGACAAUUACUGCCGGUAUGAUUAUGUUGCAAUAUUCAAUGGAGGAGAAAUAAAUGAUGCUAAAAGGAUUGGGAAGUUCUGUGGGGACAGUCCACCUGCGCCUAUUGUAUCUGACAAAAAUGAACUGCUAAUUCAGUUUUUAUCUGACUUAAGCUUGACUGCUGAUGGCUUUAUUGGUCAUUACAAAUUCAGACCUAAAAAGUUACCUUCAACUACAUCUGCUCCUGUGACAACAACUGUUCCUACCACUACAAGUCUAAAACCAACUGUUGUACUCUGCCUACAAAAGUGCAGAAGGAGUGGAUCCCUGGAGAGCAAUUACUGUUCAAGUAAUUUUGUGAUCACUGGCAUGGUUAUAACUACAGUAAUCAAAGGUGGAAGUGUACAUGCAACAGUGUCCAUUAUCAAUGUUUACAAAGAAGGGACACUGGCCAUCCAGCAGGCCGGAAAGUCAAUGAGUGUCAAGAUCAUUGUGGUGUGCAAACAGUGCCCACUGAUCAGGAGAGGCUUGAAUUAUAUUAUCAUGGGUCAAGUAGAUGAAGAAGGCAGAGCAAAGGUCUUUCCCAACAGCUUUGUCAUGAGCUUCAAGACGAAGAACCAAAAAAUGCUGAACACAUUGAAAAAUAAGAGAUGUUAG